CGCGCAAACGCCAUUUCUUGGCAUUUAACGUGGUGUGUUGUGACAGUGGGUACCGGUUUCUGGCGGACGUUGCAUAUUUUUCGUCGUUUUUUCCAUUGCCGUAAAUUCAUUCGAGGCGAAUGUGGCACAGUUACGUUCAGCGUUUUCUUGGUGUUUCGUGCGAGCAGAUACGGACCGAUUUGACUACUUGAAGACCCGUCGAAAAGUUACAGCUGUUACUAUAACAGACUCAACAAGGCUUUGGUUCAGAAUUUGAGUGGCGUUGUUUAGGAGUUACAAGAUAUUUACAAGUUAGAAGGAAGAAUAAUAUACUGAGAUGUCUUCUGGUGUGAGCACCUGUUACAAAUGUAACAAGCCGGGACACUUUGCCAGGGAAUGUUCCCAGCCUGGUCGUGAUUCAGGAGGUGGCUACGGAGGUGGCGGUUACAAUAGGGGCCGCGACAAGUGUCACAAGUGCAACAAAGUGGGCCACUACGCCCGCGACUGCAAGGAGGAGCAGGCUAGAUGCUACCGCUGCUACGGAGAGGGGCACUUUGCUAAGGACUGUCUGCAGAGUCCGGAUAUGCCCUCUUGCUACAACUGUAGAAAGACUGGUCAUAUUGCUCGCAACUGCCCCGAGGGCAGCAGCAACAACGACACCUGUCACAACUGUCAGCGGUCGGGCCACAUCGCCCGCAACUGUCCGGAGAACUCCAAGUCGUGCUACUUGUGCCACAAGUCCGGCCACCUGAAGCGAGACUGUCCCGAGAACUCGGACUACGGGAACUAGUGACCCCCCUGCGCAGUCCCGCUACGGCGCCGGCGCAGCAGCAGCUCCCCCCAUCAUCUUCUUAUAUCUCUUAAUAAUUUAAGUUCUAUACUAGCAGAGCGGCCGUCGGGUCUAGGGGGCGGAGCCCCGGGGUGUAGGGGCCCACCACCACCGCCACAAUACGCGCCCACUUAUAAUCAAUCAUCUUUUACUUUAUAUAAUUCUAUAAUAUGGUCGGUAGGGAAACGUGUGUGUGUCUUACUUUCAGAGCGAACUAGGGAUGUCGCGAAAAGUCGAUAUUUUUAGUAUCGAUAUGUAGGGAUGUCGCGAAGUAUCGAUGUUUAUCUUGUAGUAUGUUAAGGCAGUCGGACAUUUAGGUAAUAUUUUGGAAAACUUGUUUAAAUUGUGGUUUACUAGUUUUUUUUUUUCAUUAAACAUCGAAACUAUAUAUUUUUUUAUAUUGUUUGAAUGUUUAUAACGGAUACAUAAAAAACCGACUGAAGUAUUUUAAUUUUUUUUUAUAUUGCACGGCACUUAUUAUUAUUAUGUCAGUUUUACUAUUAUGACAUUUAAAGGGAAAAAUUGACAAUUUCAAUCUUAUCUUUACUAAAAAUAUUGCCUAAAAUAUUGAUAUAUUUAAGAAAAUAAUGCGAUAUCGAUAUUUUGAAAUUUCGAUAUAUUUACACAUCCCAAAGGCCAGCGAAAAAAAUAAAAUAAAAAAAGGACAUUUUUAGACGGUUUUUCUUUUUCUUGUAAUCGACCCUACAAUUAUUAUAUUAUUCACCGAAGCUUACAGAUAUGAAAAUAAUGAAUACAACGCGGUAAAGAGAAAACGUGAAUUUAAUUCAACAUUUUACCUGGCAAAAAUUCAAAGAUCCAUUUCUAAAGUAGUUUGUUAAAACGCUUCAAUAUUGAUCAUUUUCAUCGGUGAAAAUGUUGAAUUCAAUUAAAUUUAACAUUUUACUUAAAGAUUGAAUUUUAAAGUAAUUUGCUACGUGUAACAAAUUAAUAUUUGUUAACAUAGAAGAAACAAGGCUUUAAUUAUUUUUUUUAUAAUUUUUGGUGGUGAAAACGUCGAAUGUAGUUAAAUUCAACAACGUUGAAUUUAGUUAAAUUCAACAUUUGAUAUUAUAUAUAUUGGCAAAAAUUCAAAGAUCGGCUUGUUAACAUAGAAGAAAAAAUGUUUGAAUAUUGAUAAUUUUUGACGGUUAAAAUGUUGAAUUAUGUUAAUUUUAUGGGAGAGAUAGCAGAAUGGUACAAAAUAAAUAAAAACGUAAAACAUAAGGCGUCCUUAAGCGAAAGUUAUCGAUAACAAGAGGCUCUAUAUAUAUUUUUGUAGUGUUUAUUGAGAAAUUCUAGAGUUCCAAUAGUUUAAACGGAAGGAGAGAUGGUUAAAACGGUGUCUAACAAACAAAAAAAAACUGGACGACGAGAAAUCGGUUGUUAAAGCUUACAAAAAUUUAUUUUUUAAUGGAAGUUGUGUACUACUUACUGUUUUUCUGUUGAGAGAAAAGAGGCAAAAUUCAACGCGAAUUUCGGUUAUUUUUCAGUCUUGUUCCUAUUAUUAUGUACGAUUUUUUUAAGGAAAAAGAAUGAGUGUCGCAAAGGCCGAGACGAGAGAAAACAACGGGAUUUGUACUUAAACCAAGGACUUGCGAAACACGCAUUUCUUUUUUCUUCGCUUUGAUUUCAUUACCAUAAAAUAUUUAUAUACUGUAGUAUAAAAAAUAUGCUAAAAAAACGUUUGAGCUGGAAUGUAUUUUUAAUAAAGGUGGUGAUAUGGA
Molecule: messenger RNA, 2532 nt
Organism: Sitophilus oryzae (rice weevil)
Lineage: Eukaryota; Metazoa; Arthropoda; Insecta; Coleoptera; Curculionidae
Product: CCHC-type zinc finger protein CG3800-like
Exons: 4
Coding region: 317-769 (150 amino acids)
Biological process (GO): positive regulation of cytoplasmic translation
Cellular component (GO): cytoplasm
Molecular function (GO): single-stranded RNA binding; translation regulator activity; zinc ion binding
Source: RefSeq, a predicted model, not a curated record